AUGAAAGUCAUUGAUUCUUACAUGUAUAAACCUUUGGAAGCUGUUAAAGUGCGUACGGCAGAUAUGGUGUUUCCGGAUCUGAUGCUUCAGACAGAGGAAGAUCCAAAAGUACAGAUGUUUGAUUUUGGGAAUAGUGAUCAGUUUGGUCCAGUUGGAUUUUCCACUCCUCCAUCAGCAGAUGAAGCUGUAAGAUUCAACAGCGUGACAAGAUUCAUGAAGGAUCAGCACGCUAGCAAACCAAAGAAAUUGGGAGCCAUGGGAACCUUUUGUACUCGGUUCAUUUCUGGAUUUGGUAACACAACUUAUGUGGACGGAAGGAUCUAA
Molecule: messenger RNA, 324 nt
Organism: Oldenlandia corymbosa var. corymbosa
Lineage: Eukaryota; Viridiplantae; Streptophyta; Magnoliopsida; Gentianales; Rubiaceae
Source: the annotation of a GenBank genome assembly